AUGUCACGAACUCCCAGCGAUGCCCAACCGAAGGCUGAAGAGCCGGUGCCAGCAACCUCAGCAACCUCAGCAGCGCAGCAGAGCGACAAUAUUGCGCAUGCGCUGGCUGGUGCUGGCGGUGGCUUACUGGCCAUGACCUUGACCUACCCUCUCAUCACCAUCUCUACAAGAGCGCAGGUCGAAUCGAAACGAGCACACUCUACCACUCUUGAUGCAGUUCGUUCUAUUAUUCGCCGAGAAGGCAUCCAGGGACUUUACGCAGGGUUGGACUCAGCACUAUUCGGAAUCAGCGUCACAAACUUCGUCUACUACUACUGGUACGAAUGGACGAGGGCAGGGUUUGAAAAGGCCGCCAUCACAGCUGGUCGGGCGUCGAAAAAUCUUACCACAGUGGAGAGUAUGAUCGCAGGCGCUCUUGCAGGAAGUGCAACGGUUCUGAUCACCAAUCCCAUCUGGGUGGUCAACACGAGGAUGACCGCUAGAAAAAACCAAUCAGAUGAGCAGGCAUUGCCAGGCGGUGAAAGCAAGCCUAAAAGAUCGCCAACCACCCUGGGCACGCUGCUCAGUCUGAUCAGAGACGAAGGCCCAAAGGCGCUGUUCGCGGGAGUUUUGCCAGCUUUGAUACUGGUCAUCAAUCCUAUAUUACAAUACACCAUUUUCGAGCAGCUGAAGAAUUUGCUUGAGAAACGAAGAAAGGUCACUGCGAAAGAUGCCUUUGUGUUGGGUGCCAUUGGAAAACUAAUGGCAACGAGCAUUACAUAUCCCUAUAUCACCGUGAAGAGCCGCGCCCACGUGGCGACGAAGGAUGCCCCACGAGAGGGCAUGAUUCAGAGCCUGAGGAAGAUUGUCAAGAACGAGGGCUGGAUGGGUCUCUACGCUGGUGUUGGACCGAAAGUUAGCCAGAGCGUUCUGACAGCUGCCUUCCUCUUUGCCUUUAAGGAUGUGCUAUAUGAUAUGACAGUUGCGGCGAGAAGGAGAACUAGGGCUAUCAAGAUAUGA
Endocarpon pusillum Z07020 is the source of this 999-nucleotide messenger RNA. RefSeq lists its product as uncharacterized. Gene Ontology annotation, molecular function: ADP transmembrane transporter activity; FMN transmembrane transporter activity; FAD transmembrane transporter activity. The transcript is spliced from 3 exons. The record is from RefSeq and is a predicted model, not a curated record. Gene Ontology annotation, cellular component: peroxisomal membrane. Lineage: Eukaryota; Fungi; Ascomycota; Eurotiomycetes; Verrucariales; Verrucariaceae. The coding region runs from base 1 to 999 and encodes 332 amino acids.